GGGUUUGCUUGCAUUGUUUGGAUUCAUUCCAUUGUCGUCCACGGGCCACGCACAUUUAUAAAACUAAAUCUAAAAGUUUUUGUAAAAAAAACAUUUGUUUUUUAGUAGCGUUAGGGUAGGGGUAGGCCUAGUGAAUCUUGGUUAAUUUUGGAAUUUUGAUUGUCUUUCUUUAUUUAACUUUAAAAUAAAAGCUCCUAGUUGCUCUCCUCAAGGGGCAGGUUGCCUUAGGUAUUUCGCGUGGUUUAAGUUGUUAGGAUUAGGUAUAGGACUUUUGACUUGCGUGUUUUGGCUUGUGGUUAAGUGGUUUGCUCUUGAUGGUUUCUACCAGUUAACCAGGAGUUUCUACCAGUCUAAAUUUCAGGAAUUUUAAAUAUAGGCAUCCGCAUAGGCUAAGACUUUGAGAUUUUGUCCUUGAAGUUAUAAUGUUUUUCAUUCAUUUAAGUUAUCUUAACAAGGAAAGCCCUACAGUACUUUGGUUAUCGCAAAUUUAAUUUAGCAAUUGAUUCAAGUUUUAAAACCUCCCUUGUCUACUAAGUUAAGAAUGGAAUGCGAAGCUGUCAUCGUUGCCCUUGGCAUUUAUUUCAUGGGGGAUGCCUUGUACUUUUUAAAGAAGUGUUCCUGCUAUCUUCACCAAGCCUGUGUUGAUCACUUCAACAGAAAGCGCAAAUCUACAAUUGUACGGAAAAUCGGAAACUAUAGCACUUGGAUUAAAGCUCCUAGAUGCAAUGUGUCAAUUGAGCGGGUCACGAGCUCUGUGCAGUUAGAGAAUCGAAUUGAGGAAUUAGAAAAAGAACUACUUCAGUUGCAGCUGCAAGUUAGCAAUAUUUUACUCAAGAAAGACUCAAAAGAAACCAAAUACAGCAACAACGAUGAUGACAUUGUGACAUCUACAAGUUUGUCCCUCCCUCCUCCCCCACCCCCACUUCCUCCCCCACCCCCACCUCUUCCUCCAACUGGACUUCUUUGCAAUAUAACACCUCUAGUCAAGACUGUACCAAAAAGUGCCAAUGUCGUGAAAGACUCUACAUCCACGAUCAUCGAAGAGUUGUCCAAGAGGCCUCCCAAGCUCCGUCAUGUGGAACGGUCUCCAGGGGGACGACCUGUGCGUGUCACCCCUGCCUCCAAUGACCCAGCAGACGUACUAGCCGCUGUGCUUAGGAAGCGGUUCGAAGCGAUUCAUGGGGAAAAGCGAGAAUACUACAUGCCAUCGCCAGAAGGUUCAACCAAAACAAUGAUAACUGGACAUUGACUUGACUUGGCAUUUUAUUUCAUGUUUACAGUUGAAUGUUUUUAUGUUGAUUUUUGAAUUUUAUUUUAUUGUAAUUUCAGACUGGAAGUUUUACUGAACAGGUUGGUUAAUGUAUAAAGAAUGUUUGUAAACAGAGAUACAGUAUCUUAAAUCUAGUUUGUUUAGUGAAACAAAAAUCUUAGAUUUGAGUUUUUCCAGUUGUGUUUUCAAUAUGUAUUUUUUGAAUGGCUCAGUAAUGUUGAAUGGUAUCAAACAAAAAAGUACAUUUAUUUGUAAUUUAUUUUUGUUGCAUCAAGACUGUUUUAAGUCAUAAUUUACUCCAACCUUAUCUUUCUUUAAUUAAGUCCUGACUUCAUUUCCUUGAACUUAACUUGUUAAAUUUUUGAUUUUUUUUUCAAAUUGAGGCUAGGUAUCUAAUAGAUUAACAUAUUUUGUCUCUGUUAUUUUUUAUCAUGUUAAACCAAGAAAUACAGGUGUUUAUAACAA
This is a messenger RNA of Macrosteles quadrilineatus (aster leafhopper), 1735 nucleotides long. Its product is annotated as mitochondrial fission regulator 1-like. The record is from RefSeq and is a predicted model, not a curated record. NCBI's taxonomy places the organism in Eukaryota, Metazoa, Arthropoda, Insecta, Hemiptera, Cicadellidae. The transcript has 4 exons. The coding region runs from base 542 to 1249 and encodes 235 amino acids.